Exophiala viscosa is the source of this 1387-nucleotide messenger RNA. RefSeq lists its product as uncharacterized. The transcript has a single exon. The record is from RefSeq and is a predicted model, not a curated record. The coding region runs from base 129 to 1082 and encodes 317 amino acids. NCBI's taxonomy places the organism in Eukaryota, Fungi, Ascomycota, Eurotiomycetes, Chaetothyriales, Herpotrichiellaceae.
UUCUGCAAUUCUGCUGACUUUCCCCUUGAUUGAUUUUCUAUAUUCACCAUGCCCAUUGUUGAGAACCUCGUCGUUGUGGGCGAUUUGGACAACUCGAGGAUCGCGUGGCAUUCAAGUCAUCAUCAACAAUGGCUCCCCUAACGUACCCCGUGCUGCCUCUGCGAACUCCGCGUCAUUGGAAACGCCAACAGAAAUGGAUAUCAGGUGUCGGCCUUUCUCAUGGAGUCGGCAAUUACUGCACUUGUGGAAAGCACCACCCAAAGAAACUUCUUUCAAUGUGCGUGGUCUUUCCACGACACAAAUUCGGCUCCAGCCGGUUCAACACUAUAGUUUUGCUGGUCCUACGACUGUUCUACCAUGCAUCUUCUUUCGAGGCGACUCCCAUCCUUGCUUCUGGGGUUCCUCCUACGCCAAAGUUGCUCAGUGCGCCAGUCCUCAGAGCCUUCGAUGUGGAAACGGAGGACUGUGUCCAGAAGCGUCACAACCGCGAAGACCUGCCGCAGCUACUCAAGUCGUACGAGAGGUUGUCGACCAAGGACUGGAAGGCCAAACUCUUGGAGGACACUGCUCGAUUCCAGCACUGGAAGAUCUGCAACAUCAGCUGGAUCAAGGCACUUGCGUCACCUUUCUCACAUGAAUUUCUGCAAUUCAUUGCCGAAGACGCGGUUACCGGUCAGCGGACACGUAUCGCUGCUGGGCGAGAGGAGAACGGAGACUGGGUGUUGGUAGGCUGGAACUGGGCCUCGGGCCAGACGCCAUCUGAGCAUUACAAACUUCCGCUGCCUCUGCUGAGUCUGGUAUUUGACAAGCCCAAGAAACGACCGAAUAUGCAUGAGCUGGCCGAAGUCUUAGCUGCGACGACAGAUAGAGGAUACUACCGAAUGAGAAGGGAAAUGUGCUGGUGGUAUGCCGAGACUGUCCUGGAGGAUAUGAACGCAAAGUAUGGCGGUUCGAUCAAAGAGUGGCAGUGGGCACGGUACCGGUACUCGUUCAUUGUCAAGACGAGUUUUAUACGGCGUAAAGUACUUACGAAGCAUGCGGAGGCGUUCAAGACACAGUUGGCUGAGGAGAUGAGCCAUUAGCAUGGCAUGCAUUAGACUUGGGUUUGGCAGGACUUAUUUGCAGCUUUUCAGCGGCACAUAGACCGGCGUUCUCAUGCUUGGAGUCCGCCAGCAUCAUCAUUAGACAGAACGACGUUACGCUGACGAAUAUUUUGGAUCCUAGCUUAAAGAUGCCCGCGAUGAAUCCCACCGAGUAUUGAUAGCAGCCUUGUAGGUGGGACAGAUAAAUACCUAGAGCCGGACAGGCUACCACCAUACUUAGGUCUUUCUCAAGGCUGAACCGAAAAUUAGCCGCUCCGUGUCAUCCAGCAUCCAACAUCCCACUC